Messenger RNA from Plasmodium vivax (malaria parasite P. vivax), 2851 nucleotides. RefSeq lists its product as hypothetical. Gene Ontology annotation, cellular component: RQC complex. The coding region runs from base 431 to 2851 and encodes 806 amino acids. The record is from RefSeq and is a predicted model, not a curated record. NCBI's taxonomy places the organism in Eukaryota, Apicomplexa, Aconoidasida, Haemosporida, Plasmodiidae. Gene Ontology annotation, biological process: ribosome-associated ubiquitin-dependent protein catabolic process; rescue of stalled cytosolic ribosome. Gene Ontology annotation, molecular function: tRNA binding; ribosomal large subunit binding. The transcript has 3 exons.
UCCUGCGGCAAAUUUGUAGUUGCCGCUUCUGCGGAGCAAAAUCGUGGUUACCUUCUCGGCGCAAUCUGCCGCGUACGUUUCUUCCUCUUCGCACUUUUUCUGGCCCACCAUAGCCAACUGCGCGCGGAAGCGAUGAAGGGGCACACCAGCUGGGAUGUGAAUGCGCCCACAAGCUGGUAUAUGAACGUGCCCCUUCACCGCAGCACACCCUCCAUCAGUUCAAACAAUUUUACGCGCACACCUUGGCGGCCCGCUAGCUCAACCGAGCCGCAGUUGCGCUUGGCAAAUUUGGCCGCGGUGUAGGAAGUCAAGCUGGUAAGCGGUUGAGCGGCCAAACUGCUGAGCGGUCAAACUGCUGAUCGGCCAAACUGUUGAGCGGCCAACCUGCUGAUCGGCCACCGCGAAAGUGCACGCCCCCCCGCCCGGUUUCAUGUUUCUGCUACGAAUAGGCAAAGUGCUGCUUUUCUCCACCCUAUUCGUAUCAUGUGUGAUGAAUGCGUGGCUGGUGAUUCUGAGCAGACGGCUGUUCCAGCAGGGCAGGGGGCAGUUUAAUUUCAUAGCGGACAGUAGGGCGAAAUAUGGGGUGAAGGGGACAUUCUUUUUUAACAGGAAAAGGGCCCGCCGAAGUGAGCUGAAAAGGGGUGAGCACGAACUGGAGAAUGGCGAAGGCGAAAAAAAGGAGCGCAAGGACGGCGGCAUAUUCAAGUACACAAAAUACGACCAAACGGACGAAGCGUACCUUAGGGUGCUGGAAAAGAAGGCGAAUGAAAUAAAAAACUCGAAGAACUGCUUUGAUAAGAGGAUAAAGAAUGUGCGCGCGCAAGGUGGGGGACCAUAUAGUGAGGCACCACAGGGUGAAGCACAAUCCCAACGAAUGGAUUACACAACGCUGCAUUUGCUGGCCAUCGAACUGAACGCCCUCUUGCAAGACUGCGUGGUGGAGCACAUAACCCAGGCAGACCUCCGCACGAUCGUCCUGCAUUUGAACAAGAAGGGAGAAAAGGACUACUACUUGUACAUUUGCUACGAUAAUGACAAUCCGGUAAUUUCCCUAGGGCUGAAAAUAAAAAAACUUUUUAACAGAUUUAUUGACGACGAUUAUGCGCAGAAAUUAAAUCCCGUUUUGAAAUAUUCACUCAUUUCGGAUAUUUAUAUAAAAAAAAGUUUCAUCAAAAUAUUAUGUAUUGAUUUUAUUUUGAAGAGGAAAACGGAUGAAGACAUUGACAUUGAAGAUAUUUUGGGGAAUGGAGGAGGAGGUGACCUCAGCAACAGUGGGAGAAAAGUGACUCUCCUUUUUGACCUCCACAAUAACUCCUGCAUUUCAUUUCUUAUAAACAAGGUGAAUAAUGAAAUUUUAAUUUCGCCGCAUAAUUAUGUAACAGAGAAGGUGAUAGACAAAUCAUACAAAGAGGGACACAUUUAUAACUUCCCCACAAAUUAUGAAUGUAAAAUGAUUCCAAAUGAAUAUGAUUUUUUUUCUUCCUUUUCAAGUUUGUUCAAAGCAAGGAAAGAGCAGAUAUUUAUUUCGUCCCUCUUGGAUUUGUACGAAGGGCUCAGUUACAACAUGGUGCUAAAAUUUUUGGCCUACUUGAACAUUCCCAGGAAUGCCAAAUUUGAAGAAAUCGAUUCCGGUGCGCUGCUCGAUUUCUUCAAUAAGGCAUACAUUAAGUGGGUGCGCUUUUUAAACUUAAAGGAAAAAGACGAAACGCUUUCGUUUGACCCGCACUUUGACUACAGGUUGGAUGUGUAUUCGGCUGUAAAGUUUUUGAAGAAGGAGAAGGGGGGGGGCGCCACUCCCCAGGAUGUAUGCGCCGCUCCAACAACUUUGAAUAACGGAAAGGAGGGAAGUGUCUCAGAAGGGAAUCGAACUGGAGACGCGGUGGAAGGAGGCCAAAAUGAGAAAUCGGGCCGCACCACUCCAGGCGGCGUAAAGAAUAACAACCCGCUAAACAAAGAAACGCAUUUCGAAACGGUCAUCGAACUGGUUUAUUACUACCACGGAAGGGGCCUCUCCGUAAAUAAAUUUUACACAGUGUUAAAGUUCUGCAAAGAAUUUAUCAGAAAAAAAAUCCCGCAGUAUGAAGAAAUGAUCAAGCAGUAUAAAAACGACCAGGAGGUGUGCGAACGGGCGUACUUGCUUCAUGAAAAUAUAAACAAGUUGAGCGUAUUCAACCACACCAUAUCGAAGAUGACAGACUGGAUUGACAACAAAACAUUUGAUGCGUUGAAGUUAAUUGAAAAGGAAUUAAAAUGCAAUUCUCUUGAAGAUAACAGAAAAAAACAUGUAAAAAAAAUGGAAGAAAAUAAAGAAAAGGAAGAAUUGUUAAAAAAAAAAAUUUUAAAUGUUGAACCAAAUGCAAUUAAAAGUUCGCAAAAUCUUUACAAAGGUUCUCUGCUAAUUAAAAUUAAUGAAACAGAUUUGUCUUCCCCAUUUUUAAUAAUAGGACGAAAUAGCAAACAGAAUGAGAAAAUUUCGACUCAACUUUUGAAAUUCAAUGAUUUGUGGUUUCAUGUGCAUGAACAUCCUGGGGGGCACGUCAUCCUUCGAAAUAAAAAAAUUAAUGGCCAGAUAAUCACGGCCGAGUUAAAUUUGGAGGAUAUUAAAAUCGACGAUGAUAUAAAGUACGCCGCCAACAUGGCCGCCUACUUUUCCAAGGCGCGCAAGAUAGAGAAGACCCUCGUGUGCUUCACCUUUGGGAAGUAUGUGCUCAAGGACAACACCCUCAGCGAGGGCGCAGUGGAGCUUCUGAAGUACCGGCUUGUAUACGGCAGACCGAGCAAAGUAUACAGCAUCAUAAAGGACCUGAACGAGCGAAACAAGGAGAUGGAACUUUCGAAGAAGAAAAAGUGA